Oppiella nova is the source of this 386-nucleotide messenger RNA. Lineage: Eukaryota; Metazoa; Arthropoda; Arachnida; Sarcoptiformes; Oppiidae. The record is from the annotation of a GenBank genome assembly.
GUGAAAUCUUUUGGAUAAUAUUGUGGAUAACAUUAACAGAUCUUUAAUCAUAAGCAAUGAAUAGAAAUGUGAAGUUAGUUAUAGUGAUUGUAGUUCUAAUGGCUGCAUGUGUUGUGAGUCAAGGGGGAGAACAGACACAAAAUAUGGGUGCAUCUGGUGGUCGACCUCAGGGCUCGCAAAUGGGUGGUGCGAUGGGCAGUGCGGGAGACAAGGAGGACAGGGAGGACAGGGCAGAGGGCAGAGGAGAAGAAGUGGCGGUCAGAAUCAAAUGCAAGGGGGCGGCGGAGGAUAUGGCGGACAAGGCGGUCGACAAGGUGGUGCACAGGGAGGCGCACAAGGAGGUGGUGAAGGAGGUGCUGCUGAAUAAACAGAAUAAUAAUAUUUAA